CGUGAGAGCAUUGACAAUCGAUUACUUUAGACUGCCGUUUUUCUCUCAUCCGGAACCGGAAGUAGCUGUUUCUGUUUGCAGCUAGCACGAGUUUAAAUGUUUGCUAGUCAAUGUUAGAUAGACUUAAACCAAAAAGAUGAUUGAGACACAAAACGGAGAAGUGUUUGAGGCCAUUACGGUGCAUAAUUUUUCGGAGAAAAUUUUGGAGCAGUCCAUACACUUUCACGUGAUGAAGCUGAGCGGCGGGUUCUUCCUGUGGGUCGGUUCGAGUCCGGUUCUGUCCAACCUGGCGGUCUCCAUGAGCAGCAAAUAUGAUUCAAUGCCUUUAUCGACAUUAGUCAUGGGGGACCCAUCUAACACUGCUGCAAAUUCCUUGGCGCAGAGAUUAGCAAAGAAAACUAAAAAGCAAGUGUACGUGAGUUACAGUCUCCCGAUGACGGACAACAACUUCAGUCUUUUGGUGGAGAAGAGGAUCAAAAAGGAGCUGGAGCUUCUUCCUGAGCACUUCUGAACUCUUGGACAUUGUUUUGUGUAGAACUGAGGACAUGUAGGAAGGAGGGCAACAUGAAACAGCAGGUGGUCCUCUUUCUUCUUCUAGUUCUUCUUUGGACUUUCAUACUUUCUUCCCAUACUGUCAUCAAACUCCAACACAAUAACCACAGACGAUCACAUCAAGUGUUCUUUUAUUGACAUAAUAAAUUAAGUGGUUUAUUAUCAAAACAUGUAGGCCUAUGGCUUUUUGUACAAAUGCAUCAUAUUAAAAAAAUAACACUUAGAAAACGA
This is a messenger RNA of Trematomus bernacchii (emerald rockcod), 783 nucleotides long. RefSeq names its product proteasome (prosome, macropain) assembly chaperone 4 (gene psmg4). NCBI's taxonomy places the organism in Eukaryota, Metazoa, Chordata, Actinopteri, Perciformes, Nototheniidae. Bases 137 to 511 code for a protein of 124 amino acids. Gene Ontology annotation, biological process: proteasome assembly. The transcript is spliced from 3 exons. The record is from RefSeq and is a predicted model, not a curated record.